AUGUCACAGUCACAAGUGCCAUGUUCCCAAGUCUUGGAACACAGGUAAAGGAGGUUCUGCCUGGCUGGCUGGAGAAUCUGAGGAGGAAAUGGCAACUGGAAGCAAGGAAGCCAUGGCAAGCAAGGUUUGUCCACUGCUGGCAUGCCUCUCCUGAACCUCCCUCUCACGUAUUCUCUCCUUGUGUUAAUUUAUUUACUCUAAAUAAUUAUCUCGUCAGCUGUGUUGCUAUCAGUAGUAUAUUUACCUACCUACAUAUACACCCAUACACGGCAGCAGAGAUUUUUUCACUGUUGUUGCUGCAACUACUGAAUCUGCAAUGGCUAGGUCACCAGGGCUGAGGAGGUGGAGGGCCCUGCUUCUGCCUCUGUUUCUCAUCUUCUUCUUCUCAGGCACGACGAGGCGCACGGAGUCGGCCCGGGAGUUCACGCUCAUCAACCAGUGCAAGACGGAGGUGUGGCCGGCGGUGACGCCGGGCGAGAGCUUCGGGGGCGGCGGGUACGCGCUCCGCGCCGGCGAGUCGGUGGUGUUCACCGCCCCCGUGGGGUGGUCGGGCCGCGUGUGGGGCCGCACCGGCUGCGACUUCAACUCGGCUGGCAACGGCACAUGCGAGACGGGCGGGUGCGGGACGUCGCUGCAGUGCGAAUCGGCGUCGGGGGCCGCUCCGGCAACGCUGGCGGAGUUCACGCUGGCGGCGACUGACUACUACGACGUGAGCCUGGUGGACGGCUUCAACCUCCCAGUGGUGGUGACCCCGACCCCGACGAGCGCGAACUGGACGGGCUGUGCGCCGGCAGGGUGCGACGGCGACCUGCGCCAUGGCUGUCCGUCGGAGCUGGCCGUGAAGGGCGACGGGGGGAAGGUGGUGGCAUGCCGGAGCGCGUGCGACGUGUUCGGGACCGACCAGUACUGCUGCCGCGGGCAGUACGCCAACCCGGUGGCCUGCCAGCCGACCUUCUACUCCAAGAAGUUCAAGGCGGCAUGCCCGGCCGCCUACAGCUACGCCUACGACGACCCCUCCUCCAUCUUCACCUGCGCCCAGUCGCCUGACUACACCAUCACCUUCUGCUCCAGCAACAUGAAGCAAUCGGUGUGCUCCUAUCGCGACAGCCGGCUCGUCUGCAGCGGCUCCGGCAGGAGCACCGCCUCUCCACUAAUGCUUGUGAUGCUGCUGCUCCUCUGCAGCUUCCUGGUACUGCGAUUUGCAUCCCCAGUGUGACUGAUUGGUUGAUUAAGGCUUAAUCAUCCAAGAGCAAGCUGACCUGACCCUUUUCCUGAUAUAGUUCUUUUUGGAUUUUUUUUCUACUAUGAGAAACAGAGAGUAGGUGAUUCAUGAAUCAAACUUCUGCACUGUCAGUCAGUCAGUACCAUUUGAAUUUGAAUGAGAGUUAUACAGAGAUAGCAUAAGUGAA
Messenger RNA from Triticum aestivum (bread wheat), 1409 nucleotides. Its product is annotated as pathogenesis-related thaumatin-like protein 3.5. The record is from RefSeq and is a predicted model, not a curated record. The transcript has 3 exons. The coding region runs from base 317 to 1216 and encodes 299 amino acids. Lineage: Eukaryota; Viridiplantae; Streptophyta; Magnoliopsida; Poales; Poaceae.